Molecule: messenger RNA, 806 nt
Organism: Trichoderma asperellum CBS 433.97
Lineage: Eukaryota; Fungi; Ascomycota; Sordariomycetes; Hypocreales; Hypocreaceae
Biological process (GO): mitochondrial electron transport, ubiquinol to cytochrome c
Source: RefSeq, a predicted model, not a curated record
UUCCGAACCGCCAAUACGCCUCAUCCAUAACGUACGAUACCGCACACGGAAACCGAUCACACGGCGAUACCACAAUUCGCCAAAUCAUCGCAAUGGGUAUCUGGGACGCUUUCUCCGAGAUUGUUGAGGCGGUGACGCCAUGGAGUGUUGUGGAGGCCGAAGCUCCGGCUGAGGAAACCCAGGAGGCUCCCGAGGCCCAGGUAGAGGAGAAGAAGGAGGAGCCUGAAGAGGAACCCGCCGCCGAGGAAGAGGAGGAGGAGGAGGAGGAAGAAGAUGAGGAGGAGCCCAAGGAUCCUAAGGAGGAGCUCGAGGAAGAGUGCAAGAACUCUCCCCAGUGCUCCCCCGCCAAGCACCACUUCGACGAGUGCGUUGAGCGAGUUCACCAGCAGGAGAGCGAGGGCGAGGCCAAGGAGGACUGCGUCGAGGAGUUCUUCCAUCUUGCUCACUGCGCUUCCGCAUGCGCCGCCCCCAAGCUGUGGUCCAAGCUGAAAUAAACGUCCUUAUGGAAAAGAAAGAAAACAAAAAAUGAAUCAUACGCCCGACGAAAGCAUGCUCGAAUCUGGGAAGGGAAAAGAGAAUAGAGGGGAGGAAUGUCGACAAAAAAGAGUUCAAUUCACCUUUUGGUUGGGAUAUGUUCAUUAGAUGGCCGGCUUCUCUGUCCACCACGGCCUACGACAAAAACAGCAGCUUCAUCGUUUCGGCGGAGCUGCCCUGUGUGUAAUCUUACGCUCAGCGAGCAAUUGAAAAAAAUAGAUUUUUCUCCUUCAUUUUCCACCAUGAUGACAUGGUUUUCUCGUCAACGCCGU